AUGAGCACUGGCAAGACAUACUCGGGGAAGGAGGUCGCGCAACACAACUCGCGUGAGACCUGUUGGAUCAUCGUCCAUGGAAAAGUGUAUGACGUUACCGAGUUCCUCGAUGACCACCCUGGAGGUAGCAAGAUCAUUCUCAAGUAUGCAGGCAAAGAUGCUACAGCGGAAUAUGAACCCAUUCACCCUCCAGACGCUAUCACGACGCACCUUCCGCCCGAGAAGCACCUGGGUCCUGUUGACCCCGGCACCGUUCUCAAAGUGGAGGUUGAGGUCACCGACGAGGAGAAAGCCCGGUUGGAGCGCGUCGCCAACCGUCCGUCGCUUUCGGAGAUUCUGAACCUGCACGACUUCGAGGCAAUCGCUCGGAUGGUGAUACCGGACAAGGCAUGGGCGUACUACAGCUCUGCUGCAGAGGACGAGAUCACCCUCAGAGAGAACCAUGCUGCGUACCACAGGUUGUGGUGGCGGCCUCGCAUUUUACGCGAUGUUACCACUGUCGACUGGUCAACAACGAUCCUCGGCCAGCCGUCUAAGAUGCCGUUGUACAUUUCCGCAACAGCUCUUGGGAAACUCGGCCAUCCAGAUGGUGAGCUGAACUUGACGAAGGCUGCGGCGGAGCACGGUAUCAUCCAGAUGAUCCCGACGCUUGCAUCUUGCUCAUUUGACGAGCUUGUUGAUGCCGCUCAACCUGGCCAAUCUCAGUUUCUCCAACUGUACGUGAACAAGGACCGCGAGAUCACGAAGAAGUUCAUACAACACGCUGAGAAGCGUGGCAUCAAGGCGCUCUUUAUCACCGUCGAUGCACCUCAACUUGGUCGACGCGAGAAGGAUAUGCGCCAGAAGUUCGAAGCUGAAGACCCCGACGUUGUCACUACAAACAAGCAUGAGGACAAGGUCGACCGCUCACAGGGAGCGGCGCGUGCGAUCAGCUCCUUCAUCGACCCCGGUCUCGACUGGAAGGAUAUUCCUUGGUUCCAGAGCAUCACUAAGAUGCCGAUCAUCCUCAAGGGCGUGCAAUGUUGGGAAGAUGCGCUACUGGCUUACGAUGCUGGACUCGCGGGCGUCGUGCUCUCCAACCACGGCGGGCGUCAGCUCGAGUUCUCGCGCUCCGCGAUCGAGGUCCUCGCUGAGGUCGUCCGUGAGCUAGGCAAGCAGCGCGGACUCAAGUUCCCCAACGAGAAGUUCCAAGUGUUUGUCGACGGAGGUGUCCGCCGCGCAAGCGAUGUGCUCAAGGCCAUCGCGCUGGGCGCCAACGCUGUCGGACUGGGACGGCCCUUCAUCUACGCUUUCUCGACAUACGGAUAUGAGGGUGUCAGUCACGCCCUCACCAUUCUCAACGAGGAGUUCGAGAUGAACAUGCGCCUGCUUGGGGCACGCACCCUGAAGGAAAUUGUGCCUGAGAUGCUCGAUACCUCUUCCCUCACUUCGCACAUCGUUUCCGUCCCUGGUGACAACUUGUUCAACACCAACUACGAGAGCAUGCAGCACGCACGGCUGCGGGCGCUCCAGUCGAAGAUGUAG
Epithele typhae is the source of this 1524-nucleotide messenger RNA. Its product is annotated as FMN-dependent dehydrogenase-domain-containing protein. Lineage: Eukaryota; Fungi; Basidiomycota; Agaricomycetes; Polyporales; Epitheliaceae. Gene Ontology annotation, biological process: lactate metabolic process. The transcript is spliced from 15 exons. The coding region runs from base 1 to 1524 and encodes 507 amino acids. Gene Ontology annotation, molecular function: heme binding; L-lactate dehydrogenase (cytochrome) activity. The record is from RefSeq and is a predicted model, not a curated record.